Alexandromys fortis (reed vole) is the source of this 620-nucleotide messenger RNA. It is a transcript of the gene Rps27a, whose product is annotated as ribosomal protein S27a. The transcript is spliced from 5 exons. Bases 117 to 587 code for a protein of 156 amino acids. The record is from RefSeq and is a predicted model, not a curated record. Lineage: Eukaryota; Metazoa; Chordata; Mammalia; Rodentia; Cricetidae. Gene Ontology annotation, biological process: translation; modification-dependent protein catabolic process; protein ubiquitination. Gene Ontology annotation, cellular component: cytoplasm; nucleus; ribosome. Gene Ontology annotation, molecular function: RNA binding; ubiquitin protein ligase binding; structural constituent of ribosome.
GUGGUGAGUGUGUGCUCCGUGAUCCGGCUCCGACCGGUGGUCUUAGGCGUCCGCUCUCACCUGGGUCGUCGGCUCUAAUCCGUCUCUUUUCGAAUGCAGGUGGCAGAGCCGCCAGGAUGCAGAUUUUCGUGAAGACCCUUACGGGGAAAACCAUCACGCUCGAGGUUGAACCCUCGGACACUAUAGAAAAUGUCAAGGCCAAGAUCCAGGAUAAGGAAGGAAUUCCUCCUGAUCAGCAGAGGUUGAUCUUCGCUGGCAAGCAGCUGGAAGAUGGCCGUACUUUGUCUGACUACAACAUCCAAAAGGAGUCCACCCUUCAUUUGGUGUUGAGACUUCGUGGUGGUGCUAAGAAAAGGAAGAAGAAGUCUUACACCACCCCCAAGAAGAACAAGCAUAAGAGGAAGAAGGUGAAGCUGGCUGUACUCAAGUACUAUAAGGUGGAUGAAAAUGGCAAAAUUAGCCGUCUUCGUCGGGAGUGUCCUUCUGAUGAAUGUGGUGCUGGAGUUUUCAUGGCCAGCCACUUUGACAGACAUUAUUGUGGCAAGUGCUGUCUGACUUACUGCUUCAACAAGCCAGAAGACAAGUAGUUGUGUAUGGAUAAAUAAAAAGACAGGAAUUGA